This is a messenger RNA of Camelina sativa (false flax), 581 nucleotides long. RefSeq names its product glutathione S-transferase T3-like. Lineage: Eukaryota; Viridiplantae; Streptophyta; Magnoliopsida; Brassicales; Brassicaceae. The record is from RefSeq and is a predicted model, not a curated record.
AUGUAUUGAGCAUGGCGUAUGAGCUUUACAAGAACGACAAGGGCAAGCCAUUUCUGCUAGGACAUUGCUGGAGGGAACUGAAGCAUGAUCAGAAAUGGAUCACGGAGGAGUGUAGCCAUAAGCGGACUAAACUCGCUUCAGAUGGAGCAGGAGCAUCCUCACCCGGAGAGUGCAAUGAUGGAGCUGAGAUGAGGCCUCCGGGGGUUAAAGCUUCUAAGAAAAAAGGGAAGAAACCGGCUGUGACUAUUGAUGUAGAGGAUGGUUCUGUUGGUAAGCUAGACAAGAUCAUUGCAAUGAAAGAACAAGAACAAGCGGCUAAAGAGAGACACGGCAAAAUGAGACUGCUAGACAGCCUCCUUAACAAGACUGAACUAACAAGUGCCGAACAACUUCUUAGGGACAAACUCGUUGACCAAAUGUUGACAAACACUUAGGUUUUGCGACAACAAAUUAAGGUGAUACGAGAAGGGAAACAUGUGUUGUCAAAGACAUAGAUGUGUUGUGUUUACACCCGUGGAGGGGUGUUGUUUUUAGUUGUUGUCUUGUUGUCUUGUUGUCACGGGUCUGUGAGUUGUUGUCUU